AUGUCCUUGUCCCUGGUGUCCUCUUCAAGGCUGUCCGCGGGGGGCGGGCUGGCGCGGGGUGGCGGCGGGGCCAGGUUGGGGUUGGGGCUGGGUCUCGGCGGAGGUGCCGGCCUGGGUUUGGGAGGGGGCCUGGGUUUGGGGAUGGGGCUGGGGCUGGGAGGGGGAGCCGGGCUGGGCCUGGGGUUAGGCAGCGGAGCGGGGGCAGGGUUCGGGCUCGGGUUGGGGCUGGGUGGCGGAGGAGGUGCUGGAGCCGGAGCCGGUGGCGCGCUGGCGAUCAGCCCCGCCUUCGCCAUGGGCCGCACCAUUGCGGCCGGUGGGCUGAGCGCCGGCUCAGCGCUGGCGGCGGGGCCCGCCCUGGCGUCCGCCGCCGUGCCCGUCCUCUCGCGCGAGGCGGAGAAGCAUACCCUCUCCACCCUGAACGACCGCUUCUCCGCCUACAUCGCCAAGGUGCAGGCGCUGCAACAGGAGAACGCCGCCCUGGAGGCCAAGCUGUCGCAGCUGACCGGCGGCACGGACAUGUCGCCCGAGUCCUCCAGCGCCACCACCGUGGAGUACGAGGCCCAGCUCGGCGAGUACCGCAGCACGCUGGAGACGCUCACGCUCGACACCGUCAAGCUGGAGAUCGAGCUGGACAACGUGCGCGGCACCGCCCACGAGCUCAAAGCCAAGUUAGAUUUCGAACAGGGUGUGAAAUUCCAGCUGGAGGCUGACAUUGCUGCUAUGAAGAAGGAUAUUGAGGCGGCAUCCGAAAUGCGCAUCGAGCUGGACGCCAAGUACAGCAGCUUAAAGAACGAGCUGGAAUUCGUCACCAAGACCCAGGAAGAGGAGCUGUCCUCCCUCCAGUCCAAGCUGGGAACCAGCACCAUGGAAACGUCUGUGUCUAUGAUCGAGGUGGACACCGGCAAGUCCUUCGACAUCACGGACGCGCUCAACAAGAUGAGGAUGGAGUACGAGAAGUCAGUGCAGCAGCACAAAGAGGAGGCAGACAACUAUUACAAACUCAAGAUGGAGGAGAUUCAGACAGCGACGGAAAAGAGCACAGAGGCCCUCUCCACCGCCAAGCUGGAGGUUACAUCCGCCAAGAAGGAGCUGCAGGCCCUGAGCUUAGAGCUGCAGAGCCUGCUGUCCACGCACCUCACCUUGGAGCACAGUCUGGCAGAGGCGCAGGCCCACUCCACCGUGGGUGUGGCUGAGUACCAGGCCCAGAUCGCCAGCCUGACCUCGGCCAUCGAGGUGGCCAAGUCCGACCUGCACAAGAAGAUCCUCGCCUACCAGGAGCUACUGGACAUCAAGCUGGCCCUGGAUGUGGAGAUAUCUACUUACAGGAAACUGCUGGAGGGGAACGACUUCAAAAUGCCAGAGUCCUUCACAGAAACCAGCUACACAUUCUCAGGGUGGGAUGCCCCACACUCCAGCACCCCCCAGAACACCCCCCCACACUCCGUCCAAGGAGACACGCUAACUAGAUACCUGGCAGCUGGGGCUGGAGGGAUACAGGUAAAAGAAAUCAUCACAGAACACACAGAAACCUCCGUCAUCUCCGACGCAGAGUCUGCCUGAGUCCCACAUAGGUCACUGGGCCACCUGGACGUCCUGCCACGGCACACCUCCACACCCACGCUCAUGCCCACCCCAUCCUACCUCUCUCGUCUCCUCCUGGAGCAUGAACCCCCCUC
Molecule: messenger RNA, 1676 nt
Organism: Megalops cyprinoides (Indo-Pacific tarpon)
Lineage: Eukaryota; Metazoa; Chordata; Actinopteri; Elopiformes; Megalopidae
Exons: 10
Coding region: 1-1560 (519 amino acids)
Cellular component (GO): plasma membrane; type III intermediate filament; axon
Source: RefSeq, a predicted model, not a curated record